UGCCUGUCACUUCGCUGCUUGCUGUGUCGGAGGCUCGGCUUCCCUUCUCUCGGACACCCCGAACGAGAGCCAGCCGCUGCGGCCACCACCACUACCAGCACUACUACCACCACCACCACCACCGUCGUCGUCGUUGUCCUAACCAUGGCGACCACCGUUACGUCCACCCGGUUCACUGACGAGUACCAGCUGUACGAGGAGCUCGGGAAGGGAGCUUUUUCAGUGGUGCGCAGAUGUGUCAAGAAGUCGUCGGGACAGGAAUACGCCGCAAAGAUCAUCAACACCAAGAAGCUGUCUGCACGAGACCACCAGAAGCUGGAGCGUGAGGCUCGUAUCUGCCGGCUGCUCAAACACCCCAACAUCGUGCGACUGCAUGACAGCAUUUCAGAGGAAGGAUUUCAUUACCUCGUCUUUGACCUGGUGACAGGCGGAGAGCUUUUUGAAGACAUCGUAGCCAGAGAGUACUACAGCGAGGCCGACGCCAGUCAUUGCAUUAGUCAGAUCUUGGAGAGUGUCAAUCAUAUCCACCAGCAUGAUAUUGUGCACAGAGACCUCAAGCCUGAGAACCUGUUGUUGGCCAGUAAGAUGAAGGGAGCUGCAGUGAAGCUGGCAGACUUUGGCCUCGCUAUUGAAGUGCAAGGAGACCAGCAGGCUUGGUUUGGCUUUGCGGGAACGCCUGGCUAUCUCUCCCCGGAAGUCCUUCGGAAGGACCCCUACGGCAAGCCUGUGGACAUAUGGGCUUGUGGUGUUAUUCUCUAUAUAUUGUUAGUUGGAUAUCCUCCAUUUUGGGAUGAAGAUCAGCACAAACUCUAUCAGCAGAUCAAAGCUGGGGCCUACGACUUUCCCUCCCCUGAGUGGGACACGGUGACCCCUGAGGCAAAGAACCUGAUCAACCAAAUGUUGACCAUCAACCCGGCCAAGAGAAUCACUGCCGAGCAGGCCCUCAAGCACCCAUGGGUCUGCCACCGCUCCACAGUGGCGUCCAUGAUGCACAGACAGGAAACUGUCGAGUGUCUCCGCAAGUUCAACGCUCGCCGAAAACUCAAGGGAGCCAUCCUCACCACCAUGCUGGUGUCCAGAAACUUCUCAGUGGGCCGGCAGCAUACCAACUCUGCUGCUGCCGCCUCCUCCACUGCCUCACUGGCUCAGGAAGCAUGCAAAAGUUUACUCAACAAGAAAUCCGACUCUGCUAAGCCUUCCACCAACAACAGUAAGAACAGUAUAGUGAGCGCCAUCAAUGCCCUGAAAGACAACAACAUGGCGACCAACUCCCAGAUGGAAUCCCAAAGCACGGUGGUGCACAAUCCUCCUGACGGCGUCAAGGGAUCCACCGAGAGCAACGCCACCAACGACGAGGAGGAAAUGAAAGCGGACAGUACAGCGCUGAGUCAGAGCAGCGCCACCGAGGAGAUGCCCCCACUUCUGCCCUCACCUCAAAGUUCACCUGCCAUACCACCGCAUGACGCAAAGCGCAUGGCUUGGAAGAGCACGGGCGACAACAGCUCCUGCACCGACUCGGAGCUGUCGCAGGCCUGCGCGCCCGUUGCGGGCCACUCUGUCGCCGCUAAAAGCAAGGAUAAGCCGACUCGCAAGCAAGAAAUCAUCAAGAUAACGGAGCAGCUGAUCGAAGCCAUCAACAACGGCGACUUUGAGGCCUACACGAGGAUUUGCGAUCCUGGACUCACUUCCUUUGAACCCGAGGCCCUGGGCAACCUGGUGGAGGGUAUGGACUUCCACAAGUUCUACUUUGACAACUUGCUGAGCAAGAACAAAAAGCCGGUGCACACCACCCUGCUAAACCCCCACGUGCACCUGAUCGGCGAGGACGCCGCCUGCGUGGCCUACAUCCGCCUGACGCAGUUUGUGGACGCCACCGGUCGCCCGCGCUCCAGCCAGUCGGAGGAGACCCGAGUGUGGCACCGCCGCGACGGAAAGUGGCUCAACGUUCACUUCCACUGCUCGGGAGCGCCCGCCGCGCCACUACAGUGAUCAGUGGUCCUGAGCCUCCGCCCUGCCGGAGGCGUUUUGGGGGGCAGUUUUUUUCGGCAAGUGUGUUUCGGGGGGGCUCGUCCCCCUGCGUGGACGGGCUCGUGCCAGGAGCCCGGCCGGGCCAGAUCGCAUCCCUCUCCACGAUACCAACCAAUCCUGUCUCUCCUUUGACCCGCCGGGGGUUUCGGCCGAGCACAAGACGUCGUCGCCGCCGCCGCCGCCCCUCCCCCCACCCACGUGGGGACGAUGCAUGCAUCUUGGCGCCUGCCUGAUUGUGGAGGGCGCGUCUUUGCCCUCUGGCCCUCCCCACCCCCCCACCCACCCCUCGGCAGCCAUCUUUCUCGCGGCCCGCGCGAAGGCGAGACGUCCUGGGGGGAGGAGCUGAUUUCCAGUUGUGACAGUUUAUGUGUAAAUUACGACUCGAUGUUCCAGAAAAAACCACCGAAACCCAAGCAAGCAUUUAUAGUCUUCAUCCUAUAAGGGAGGAGCACGUGAAGUUAGCCGACGCCUUCUUUUUUUUUUUGGUCCUUUUGUUUUUUCGGAGGCAUGUGACCUGGAAGGGGGGGGGGCAAACACGCUUUGAGGGGGGCUGGAACUUGAUAUGGAAAACAUGAAGCACCAAAGUGUAGAACUUUAGGCUUUUUAUGUGUUUUUGUUUCGUGUGCUCGUCCCCCCCCCCCCCCCCCCCCCCCCCCCCCCCCGCAGCUUGGUGUAACGUCGUCACGCGUGGCGAGGACCGGGGGCGGGGUUUAAAGUUGCGUGUUCUCUUGUGUUUUUCGCGUCCCGUGACGAGCUUUUUCUCUUUUUUUUUUUCCCCCUUAUUGAUAUUUAAAGCUACUUUUUAACAGUUUUUAGAGAAAAAAAAAAGGGGGGGGGAUUAUAUUGUGUAAGCUUUUUCCCCCGCGCACGUCCUGUCUUGUGUGUAUGCAGCAGGGGGCGGCAGAGGGCCCGCGGUUGGCCCCGGGUGGCGUUUGCAUGUCGGCCCCGCCUCCUCCUCCUCCUCGUCCUUGUUUUUUGUCUUCUUUCCCCUCCUUUGUUGCUUUUCUGCCAGCGCCUACUUGGUUCCCCAUACAGUGUGUGUGUGUGUGUGUGUGUGUGUGUGUGUGUGUGUAUAGAUGUACCUGUAUGUCCCGCCCACCUCUCCACUGGCCCCGCCCACCUCAAGAGAGAAACUGUUCUCGGAGGCCUCUUUUUAAACGCGCCAUAUCACACACGCACGCCUGGUGCUGUGUUCAAAAACAUAUCCGCACCACCGGCCGCCCCACAACGUUGUGCGAGCCGUCGACCUCGCCCACCUUUCAGUCCUCUCCGCCGUCGCCGCAUUUAUUUGUACGGAGCCCCUAAGGACAUGGGGGUAUUUUUUUUAAAUUAUUAUUAUUAUUUUAUUUUAUUUUUUUGACAUGUAUCUCGUGCGAACGAGAAACUUUUUAUAAAGUUAUAAAAAAAAUAAAAACAAUUUUUUUUUUAGACAUGUAUUUCGUGCACACGAGAAACUUUUUAUAAAGUUACAAAAAAAUAAAAACAAUUUUUUUUUUAGACAUGUAUUUCGCGCGAACGAGAAACUUUUUAUAAAGUUAUAAAAAAAUAUAUAUAUUUUUUUUUAGACAUGUAUCUCAUGUGCAGGAGAAACUUUCUCGUGCGCUUUCUCGAUGCAUGUCUAAAAAAAUAUUAUUUUUUUUUAUCACUUUAUAAAAAGUUUAUUGAGCGCACUAGAUUCAUGUCUAAAAAAAAAAUGUUUUAUUUUUUUUUAUCACUUUAUAAAAAUUUAUUGAGUGCACGAGA
This is a messenger RNA of Nerophis lumbriciformis (worm pipefish), 3771 nucleotides long. Its product is annotated as calcium/calmodulin-dependent protein kinase type II subunit gamma-like. NCBI's taxonomy places the organism in Eukaryota, Metazoa, Chordata, Actinopteri, Syngnathiformes, Syngnathidae. The record is from RefSeq and is a predicted model, not a curated record. Gene Ontology annotation, biological process: protein phosphorylation. Gene Ontology annotation, molecular function: calmodulin binding; ATP binding; calcium/calmodulin-dependent protein kinase activity.